AACCCAACUUCCCCAAUUAAAUGAUGACGCGGAAGUUCGAGCGCAGCCCCUGCUCCAUUCUCUCUCAUUCAGCUUUCAUCCUCUCCCAUGGCGCCUCCUUCCAAUGAUUCCCUCCCCCUUUCCAUCCACAACAUCAACCCCAAGGUUCUGAAAUGUGAGUAUGCUGUCCGAGGUGAGAUCGUCGCCCUUGCUCAGAAAUUGCAAGAGGAGCUACUGACUAAACCAGGCUCACGUAAUUUUGACGAGAUACUGUACUGCAAUAUUGGAAAUCCUCAGUCCCUUGGUCAGCAGCCAAUAACAUUUUUCCGUGAGGUUCUUGCUUUGUGUGACCAUCCAUCUAUUCUCAACAGAAGUGAAAUACAGGGUUUGUUCAGUGAAGAUGCUAUUGGGCGAGCUUCGCAAAUUCUGAAACAAAUUCCCGGGAAAGCAACUGGUGCUUACAGCCAUAGUCAGGGUAUCAAGGGGCUUCGUGAUGCAAUUGCUGCUGGAAUUGAAGCUCGUGAUGGUUAUCCUGCAGAUCCUAAUGAUUUGUUUUUAACAGAUGGUGCAAGCCCAGCGGUCCAUAUGAUGAUGCAAUUGCUGAUAAGUUCAGAGAAAGAUGGGAUACUCUGUCCCAUUCCUCAGUACCCUCUGUACUCUGCUUCUAUAGCUCUUCACGGCGGUACUCUUGUUCCUUACUAUCUUGAUGAAGCAUCAGGAUGGGGAUUGGAAAUUUCUGAGCUGAAGAAGCAAUUGGAGUCUGCCAAGUCAAAGGGUAUUUCUGUUAGGGCAUUGGUGGUUAUAAAUCCUGGAAAUCCCACUGGACAGGUGCUUGCUGAGCAAAACCAAAAGGAAAUAGUGGAGUUCUGCAAGCAAGAGGGCCUCGUUCUUCUGGCAGAUGAGGUAUAUCAAGAAAAUAUUUAUGUUCCAGACAAGAAGUUUCACUCUUUUAAGAAGAUUUCACGCUCCAUGGGUUAUGGUGAAAACGACAUCUCCUUGGCAUCAUUCCAGUCCGUCUCUAAAGGAUACUAUGGUGAGUGUGGAAAACGGGGAGGUUACAUGGAGAUUACUGGGUUUAGUGCUGAUGUGAGGGAACAAAUAUACAAAGUGGCAUCCGUCAAUCUUUGCUCUAAUAUUUCCGGCCAGAUUCUUGCUAGCCUUGUAAUGAAUCCACCAAAGGUUGGGGAUCGCAUCUAUGAAUCUUAUUGUGCAGAGAGAGAUGGAAUCCUCAAAUCACUAGCAAGGCGUGCAAAGACAUUAGAAGCUGCGUUCAACAGUCUAGAAAAUGUAACGUGCAAUAAAGCAGAAGGCGCAAUGUACCUAUUCCCUUGUAUUAAGCUGCCUGAAAAGGCAAUUAAAGCAGCAGAAGCAGCAAAUACGGCCCCUGAUGCAUUCUAUUGCCGCCUUCUUCUGAAUGCCACUGGAAUAGUUGUCGUCCCUGGUUCUGGCUUUGGGCAGGUGCCCGGUACAUGGCACUUCAGGUGUACAAUACUACCUCAAGAGGACAAGAUCCCAGCCGUCGUCUCCCGCUUGACCGACUUCCAUAAAGCAUUCAUGAACGAAUAUCACGACCAAGUUUCAGACUGUCCGAAGCUCUAGGGACGACUGACAAUUCCCACGAAUCCAGGUGCAGCCAAUUCCUCUUACUUCUUUGGAGACUAAGAUGAAAAUGCUUUGUGGUCUUUCUGGGUUAACGAAUAAUGCAAUGGCAUAGAGCCUUUCUGUGGCUCUGAUCUUUUUGAUUGUUAAACAAAGCAUCUUAUAUUUAAGUAGUAGAUGAUGAAAACAACAGAGCAGUUACAGGCCAAUUGUGAGGCAAGAAAACAGAAACAUAGUAGAUUUUCUGAUUUCUAUAUUGAGAUGAUUCCUGGAUAUCACUGAACUAAUAGAAGCUUUAGCAUUUUUUUAGGUGGGCAGGAAAAUUUAGCAACAGAAGUAGCAAUUCAAUGAUAAAAACCAUAUAAGGAGGUCCCUAAUGUGGGUUUCUCAGUA
Molecule: messenger RNA, 1971 nt
Organism: Momordica charantia (bitter melon)
Lineage: Eukaryota; Viridiplantae; Streptophyta; Magnoliopsida; Cucurbitales; Cucurbitaceae
Gene: ALAAT2
Product: alanine aminotransferase 2
Biological process (GO): biosynthetic process
Molecular function (GO): L-alanine:2-oxoglutarate transaminase activity; pyridoxal phosphate binding
Source: RefSeq, a predicted model, not a curated record